Molecule: messenger RNA, 453 nt
Organism: Cordyceps militaris CM01
Lineage: Eukaryota; Fungi; Ascomycota; Sordariomycetes; Hypocreales; Cordycipitaceae
Product: RNA polymerase III, subunit C17
Exons: 2
Coding region: 1-453 (150 amino acids)
Biological process (GO): transcription initiation at RNA polymerase III promoter
Cellular component (GO): RNA polymerase III complex
Molecular function (GO): nucleotide binding
Source: RefSeq, a predicted model, not a curated record
AUGAAGAUUAUCGAGGCUCAGGCCGCCGUCCUCUCCAACUUUGAGGUCUACCAGCACGUGGCGCACCAAAAGGACCUCUACAAGAAGACCAAGCGUCGUGGUCCUCCCAACAUGGAAACGGUUGCUCGUGAACUGCUCCAGUACCUCCGUACCGCGCCUAGUCCCCUCAGCCAGACGCCUCUCACCUACACGCCGUCGUGCAUCAAGACGCUCAUCCAACGCCUGCAGCCCUUUGAGCUGUCCAAGGGCGAGGUCGUCAUGAUUCUUAACCUGCGGCCUGCGUCCGUCGCCGCUCUCAACACUGUUCUUGAAGACAUGGGCGACCGAUACACCGAGACAGAGCAGGAGGACCUCGUCACUAUUACCUCCGAGGUCCUCGGCCAGUUCGACGAGCCAGAGGAGGCGCCUGACGCCGACACGUCCAUGCAAGACACCGCAGAAACAACCUCUUGA